AUGCCUUCCCCUACUUCCUCUAAUGUGCAACCGGCCCCUUCUGCGCCUCCCCAGGCUUCUCCGGGCGCUUCUAGGAAGUAUGUGAUCGCACACCACAUGGUUGGCAACACAUAUCCCUACACCGUCGACAACUGGGUAGCAGAUAUCACUUUGGCUCAUGCUCACGGGAUCGAUGGCUUUGCGUUAAACAUGGGCCGCGACGACUGGCAGCCUGCCAGAGUUGCUGACGCGUACCAUGCUGCUAAUAUGUCCGGGACGGGCUUCAAGCUUUUCUUGUCGUUCGACAUGUCUUCUUUGCCUUGUUCGAGUCCGAACGACGCUGCGACUCUACGCAACUACAUCACCACCUAUGCAAUGCACCCUAACCAGCUCAUUUACGACGGCAGAGUGUUCGUCUCCACGUUCGCUGGAGAAUCAUGCACUUUCGGCCAGGCGUCGCCUGCGCAGGGCUGGUCGUCGCAGUUUACGCAGCAUCCACAGUUGACUGGGAGAAAUGCAGUGUACUUUGUGCCGUCGUUCUUUGUGGAUCCCAACACCUUUUCUACGUUCAACGAUGCCAUGGACGGCGCGCUCAACUGGAACUCGGGCUGGCCAAUCACAUUGACGACCUCUUCUGCCAACUCUAUACUAUCUUCUGUUGGAGUUAGCCUAUCUUCACUUACAUCGUCAGUUGGGUCUAUCGUUCAGAAAACCCUGUCGAGAUUCGUCACGUCGACAGACAGCGAUACCCAAUAUAUCAAGGGUCUCAGCACCAUGUCGAACAAGGGGCGUAAACGCGCAUACAUGGCCACCGUCUCACCUUGGUUUUUCACCCAUUACAGUCCGCAGACAUUCAACAAGAAUUUCAUCUAUUAUGCGGAUUCGCACCUAUACCCGGCACGCUGGGAGACCCUCAUCUCUUCGCGCGACAAAGUUGAUAUUGUCGAGAUCGUCACAUGGAACGAUUACGGCGAAUCGCACUAUAUUGGUCCUAUCGAAGGCGCUCAGCCGAAUAGCCAAGCUUGGGUGGACGGACUCAACCACACGGGCUGGCUUGACAUGACCUCGUACUAUGCUACUGCUUUCAAGACGGGCGCCUAUCCCGCGAUCACGAAGGACAAGAUAUACAUGUGGUCGCGUACUCAUCCGCGGGACGCCAACGCGCCAGACCCCGUUGGGAAGCCGGCGAACUUUGAACUGACUGAGGAUGCACUCUGGGCGGUCGCAAUGACCACCGCUCCCGCGACUGUGACGCUUUCAACAGGCAACGGCAAGAUGCAGGCGUUCAAUGUCCCCGCGGGCAUGAACAAGCUCUCGAUACCCAUCAGCGCCGGAGGGACGAUGCACGGCACAAUUGCACGCAACGGAAAGACUGUCGUCGAUUUCCACCCCCAAGGCUUCACGUUCAACGGGAGCCCGCAGACCUACAACUACAACGCCUUCGUAGCUGUCUCCAACUGA
Messenger RNA from Heterobasidion irregulare TC 32-1, 1440 nucleotides. RefSeq names its product glycoside hydrolase family 71 protein. The transcript has 7 exons. The record is from RefSeq and is a predicted model, not a curated record. Bases 1 to 1440 code for a protein of 479 amino acids. NCBI's taxonomy places the organism in Eukaryota, Fungi, Basidiomycota, Agaricomycetes, Russulales, Bondarzewiaceae. Gene Ontology annotation, molecular function: glucan endo-1,3-alpha-glucosidase activity.